Oncorhynchus tshawytscha (Chinook salmon) is the source of this 2910-nucleotide messenger RNA. RefSeq names its product regulator of G-protein signaling 9. The record is from RefSeq and is a predicted model, not a curated record. The coding region runs from base 268 to 1737 and encodes 489 amino acids. NCBI's taxonomy places the organism in Eukaryota, Metazoa, Chordata, Actinopteri, Salmoniformes, Salmonidae. Gene Ontology annotation, biological process: intracellular signal transduction; regulation of G protein-coupled receptor signaling pathway; G protein-coupled receptor signaling pathway. The transcript is spliced from 17 exons.
GCAGAGCAUAUCGGUUACCUUUCUUCAUUUGGCAGGCUAUGGCAGACAGACAGGUGGUUCACUGGUGGGAAUAUAGAACCGUGCCCCGAUUGGCUAAUACGAUCUCCCUCUCCAUCCCUAUCGAUGCAUGCUGGUCAUUGUAUUGAUAACCUACUCGCGUAUUCCUUCGCAUCUAGCGUCUUCCCUUUGGCUGGAGAAAUAUUAGGCUACAUUCAUUCAGAGUGUAGCCGUUAUCAUAGUGAAUAAUAGGGGAGGAAGGCAGACAACAUGACCAUCAGAAACGUACGGGAUCAUGGGCAGAGGUUCCGACCGAGGAUGGCAUGUCUCAAAAAGGUGGAGUCUGUGAUGCUGGAGAUGCAGGAUCCAAAGACUGGAGUCAAGUCACAACCCCAGAGACUGGUUAUCACUACUAUACCUCACGCUAUCACAGGUGAAGACAUUGUGGCAUGGCUAACCAACCGCUACAGUAUAGAGGCAGAAGAGGCGUGGGCUCUGGGCACCAUGUUGGUGGCAUUUGGGUACAUCUACCCCCUCCAGGAUCAUAAGCGACUAGUCAUCAAACCAGACGCGUCUCUCUACCGCUUUCAGACACCAUACUUCUGGCCAGCCCAGCAGUGGCCUGUAGAGGACACAGACUAUGCAAUAUACCUGGCUAAGAGAAAUAUCCGCAAGAAAGGAAUACUGGCGCUGUAUGAACAGGUGCAGUAUAACAGUCUUCACAAGUGGAUGAAUCAUAAGUGGGACUUCAUUGUGAUGCAGGCUAAAGAACAGUACAGGGCGGGGAAGGAGAGGAAAAAGCCGGAUCGCGUGGUGUUUGACUGCCAGGAGAGAGCCUACUGGGUGGUACACAGACCUCCGCCAGGGACCGUCAGUGCAAUGGACUACGGACUUGAACGCAUGGUAGACCCCAACACAGAGGAGAAACAAACUUCAGACUUCUUCAGAAGAAUUAUGAUUUUUACGCAGCAGUCCAUCAUGAGGCCGAGGGUCAAGUCAUCUGUGUCUAUCGGAGCUCUUGUGAAGUACUCUGUCACCUAUAAUAAGCACGACCCUUUCCUAGCCCCCUGUCUCCCUAGCAACCCCUGGGUAACUGAUGAUGUCACCUACUGGUUUCUCAACAUGGCGAAUGUGGGAAUUCCUACUAAGAUGCGUGUGGAGAGGUGGACCUUCAGUUUUGGGGAGCUGCUCUCUGACCCUCGAGGCAGAGAUGACUUCAGACUCUUCCUCAAGAAGGAGUUCAGCGGUGAGAACCUGGCGUUCUGGGAGGCAUGUGAGGAUCUGAAGUGGGGAACAGCCGCUACCAUGAAUGACAAGGCCCAGCAGGUCUACAAGACUUUCCUGACGCGUGGCGCCCCCCGGUGGAUCAACAUUGAUGGGAAGACCAUGGAGGUGACAGUUAAAGGGUUGAAACACCCUCACAGAUACGUACUGGAUGCAGCUCAGACACACAUCUUCAUGCUGAUGAAGAAGGUCAGAUUCUUUUUCGGGCGGUACCUGAAGUCUCCAGUGUUUAAGGACACUCAGAAGAUGGCCAUCUGUCCUGACCAACACAUGUUCAGUGUGCCCCAGUUGGAGGCCAAUGCGAGGAAGCGUCGACCCAGCAUCAGUCCCAUCAUCGUCCGCCAGCUGGAGCAGGAGGAGAGAGCCAGGAUGGCCACCAGUGGCCCUGUGGACAUCACACAGGUCAUGAGCAAACUCAGCAACAAGGGCAAGGAGGUGCCCCCGUCCAAGAAAUAGACCAUAGACCCACUCACAUGUAUAGACAUGAAUACACACACUUCUAUAAGCACAAACACAAGCAACCACUUACACACAAACACACACACACACACACAGAAUACACACCAGCUGAAAUCUAAGCAAUGUAGUUGCUUCCUUUUACAUAUAGUUUUGAGUACAGCAAAGUUGACAAAUAGUGAGCAUUUGAAAUGAAAUGUACUGUUUUGAAUUUCUAUCAACUGUAUGCUGCCAUGGCCAGUGUAGCAUACACACAUCAGACAAAACAGCUGGAAGAGCAGUUAUGUCUAUCAGUCUGACUGUCAUUAGAACGCAAUACUACCCCAGACACAAGGGUUUAAAACCAUUGAAUGUUUCAAGUUAUUAAGUGUUUUAGUCUUGAUGGUAUGCCUCACUCACUGAGCAGUAUCACCUGUCUCACCUGUAUCUCAUUUUCUCUCACCUGUCAUCAGCAUGUUCUACCUAUAGGGACACAUCUGUGUCGUUCCACCAAUAGAGUGCCUUUUAUGUCCCUCAUACAUUAUGUGUGUACAUUUUGAUAAAACAUUCCAUUUAACAGUUGGAUCACAUACAUCUACGUUCUAACUUACACAACAUUACCUAAAGUGGCCUGAAUCGCAGUCUGCGCUCCAAUUCAUCCCAAAGGUGUUCGAUGGGGUUGAGGUCAGGGCUCUGUGCAGGCCAGUCAAGUUCUUCCACACUGAUCUCAACAAACCAUUUCUGCUUGGACCUCACUUUGUGCACUGGGGCAUUGUCAUGCUGGAACAGGAAAGGGCCUUCCCCAAACUGUUGCCACAAAGUUGGAAGCACAGAAUCAUCUAGAAUGUCAUUGUAUGCUGUAGAAUUACGAUUUAUCUUCACUGCAACUAUGGGGCCUAGCCUGAACCAUGAAAAACAGCCCCAGACCAUUAUUCCUCAUCCACCAAACUGUACAGGUGAUGGUGAUCUUAGGCUUGUGUGCGGCUGCUCGGCCAUAAACCCAUUUCCCGACAAACAGUUGCUGACGUUGCUUCCAGAGGCAGUUUGGAAAUCGAUAGUGAGUGAUUAUUUUUACACGCCACGUACCUCAGCACUCGGCAGUCCCAUUCUAUGAGCUUGUGUGACCUACCACUUUGCGACUUAGCCGUUGUUGCUCCUAGAUGUUUCCACGUCACAAUAACAGCACUUACAGUU